Messenger RNA from Trichomycterus rosablanca, 953 nucleotides. RefSeq names its product NAD-dependent malic enzyme, mitochondrial-like. Gene Ontology annotation, biological process: pyruvate metabolic process; malate metabolic process. The transcript is spliced from 6 exons. Gene Ontology annotation, cellular component: mitochondrion. Bases 16 to 798 code for a protein of 260 amino acids. NCBI's taxonomy places the organism in Eukaryota, Metazoa, Chordata, Actinopteri, Siluriformes, Trichomycteridae. The record is from RefSeq and is a predicted model, not a curated record. Gene Ontology annotation, molecular function: NAD binding; malate dehydrogenase (decarboxylating) (NADP+) activity.
UUGUUUAUCUCUAUUAUGGAUCAGGGGCACAUUCGCUCCAUCUUGGACAACUGGCCUGAAACUAAUGUCAAGGCGGUGGUGGUGACGGAUGGGGAGAGGAUUUUGGGAUUGGGGGAUCUGGGUGUGUACGGGAUGGGGAUUCCUGUAGGGAAGUUGUGUUUAUACACCGCAUGUGCUGGAAUCAGACCUGAGAGCUGCCUGCCUGUCUGUAUAGACGUGGGAACAGAUAACGAGACGUUACUCAGAGAUCCGUUUUACAUGGGUCUAUACCGAAGGAGAGAGCGAUCUCAGCGCUAUGAUGAUCUGAUUGAUGAGUUUAUGGAGGCAGUGGUGGAUAAAUAUGGACAGGAUACACUCAUACAGUUUGAGGAUUUUGGCAAUCACAACGCUUUUCGCUUCCUCAAGAAGUACCGGCAUCGCUACUGCACGUUCAAUGAUGAUAUCCAGGGCACACACACACACACACACACACACACACACACAGCUCUGGCGGGAUUGUUAGCAGCGCAGCGUGUUGUAGGAAAGCCCAUCACUGAUCAUACAGUUCUGUUCCUGGGAGCCGGAGAGGCAGCUCUAGGCAUUGCUAACCUGAUUGUCAUGGCACUGAUGGAGGAGGAAGUUUUUUGCAACAGUUUGGUGGUGGAGUUUCUGUACAGUAAAGGAAUGGCAUUUCGGUACCCAGAGCCACUGGAUAAGGAGGCGUAUGUGAGAUCCAUUGUGUGGAACACGGAGUACGAUUCCUUCCUCCCAGACAUCUACGAACGGGCUGGAGUGUCCUAUAGUCCUAUAGUGGAGUAAUCAUACACCCUAUAGCAUACACCUGAAACAGUCACACCCCUCAUUUACAGCUGUGUAAUGUUUAACUAUCACACAUCCCCAUGGGGAGUGAUUCCUAAACUCCUUCUGCUAAUGUAAAUGUACAGUGUUGCUAUUAAUAAAACACUCCACGUGUG